This is a messenger RNA of Rotaria sordida, 1017 nucleotides long. The record is from the annotation of a GenBank genome assembly. NCBI's taxonomy places the organism in Eukaryota, Metazoa, Rotifera, Eurotatoria, Philodinida, Philodinidae.
AUGCCACAUCAACCACCUCGUAAAGACAAAAAGGAAUUCCGUUCUCUCGUUUUACAUUUAAAAAAGUUGCAUCCAUCAUGGAAAGCAAAAGAAAUUACCAAAUUUGUCCUUCAGUCCGAAAAUCCACCUUAUUAUACAACGACGAAAUCUUUAUGGCUUAAAGUUUGGAGAAUUUUAAGGAGAAACAAAGUAAAUGAUUUACCAAGACCAGGUGCACCUCGUACAACAACAACAAAUCAAUAUAUUCGAGCAGCGAAAGAAGCUAUUCAAUUAAAAGCAAAUGCAUCCGUUAGGAAUGUCAAUGCGAAACUUCAACAACAAGGUUUUAAAACAUCAAAGAGUUCGAAAGGAGGUAAAUUAUAUAAAUGGAAUAAUAUUUUAAACACGGACUUUAGUGGUACAUUUACAUUAACUCCACAUUAUAAUCAACAUAAUGAAAGUAUUUAUGCCAAAUCAUCUGAUGAUAUUCCAUACAAUCUAAAAGUCAAAUCAAAAGAAAAAUUUCAAAAGAGUGUGAUGCUGUGGGAUGGGAUUUCGUACCAAGGAUUAUUUCCAAAGGAAUCUCCCAUUUUUCUUGAUGAAUGGUUAGAGUCGAUUCGAUCAAAAGGUGAUGAUCAUCAUAAGAAAAUGUAUUUUACUGGCGAAAGAUAUGCAAAAUUUAUUCGAACUAUUGUAGCAGAAAAAGCAGCUGAAGAAUUCAGUGAUUUACGAAAUGUUAUUUUUCAAGAUGAUCAAGAUCGUAAACAAAGGAUGCAGGUGUCUUUAGAUGCCGUUAAACAUGUUUUUACUAAUCGAAUUGGACCCAGAAAUUGUGCUACGAAAUUAUCCGACGUUUGGGGUGCCUUAAAAGAAAAAUUACGAGGACGCGAAUACAAUGAUAUUGAACAAUUAAAAAAUGAUAUUAAAAAGGAAUGGAACAAAUUUAGUGUUUUAUUAUGUCAGAAAAUGAUGGAUAACAUACCAGCACGAUUAAAAUCUGUGAUCGAUCAAGGUGGUAAUCAAUUGCGAGGACAUUAG